This is a messenger RNA of Cheilinus undulatus (humphead wrasse), 1614 nucleotides long. Its product is annotated as outer dynein arm-docking complex subunit 3-like. Gene Ontology annotation, biological process: outer dynein arm assembly; cilium movement. NCBI's taxonomy places the organism in Eukaryota, Metazoa, Chordata, Actinopteri, Labriformes, Labridae. Gene Ontology annotation, cellular component: cilium. The record is from RefSeq and is a predicted model, not a curated record. Bases 1 to 1614 code for a protein of 537 amino acids. The transcript has a single exon.
AUGUCAUCCAAAGGCCUGAAGAAAACUCCACUGCAGGAGCAAAUCGAGCAGGCUCGCUCUGAACUCCAGCUAAAAGAGGCCCAAAGAGCUGCGUUCAACAAAGAGGUUGAAGCCAGGGCGAACACUAGAAAAGCCUACGUCAUACAGCUGAAGCAGGAGAUCCAGCUGCUGAGGAAACAAAUUGCUGAAGAAGGUAAUCGAGAUGCAAAUGUGAUCAAAGAGGCUCUACAUGACAAACCCGAGUUAUUGCAUUUCUGCUCCAACAUGUCAGUGGAGAAGGCCUUAGCAUUUUUACGCCGAAAGAAACUGUUGUUGAAAAAAGAGCUCAAUGUCCUCGAUAAUGGCAUUCAGGUCAACCAACGGCGCCAGGAGGAGCUGAAAAUGGAGUUAAAAAGAGCACAGUCUACUGCUGAUGCUCAGACCCACGAACAACAGGAAUUCUUCAAGAACCUUUCGGAGCUGAAGGAGAAUGUGGAGAGGAUUGAGUCAGAGACCAAGGAGCUGCAGAGCUGCAUAGCUGAUCUGCAGAAAGUCAAAAGUCAGCUGCAGAAAGAGGCUCUCACUUUUCCAGCCCAGAUGGAGAAAGCAGAAGCAGAAAAGCUGAGGGACAAAAGAGAACUUGAGGACCUGCACUCCAGUCUCACCAUCGCCCAGCAGUUAAACGAGGCUACAGAGGCCGAGUCAGAGCAGAUGGAGAAAUAUUACAAUGAGAAGCUCAUGGAGGCAGAGAGCAUUAAAGCUAACAAAAGGAAGCAGAUAAAGGAGCUCCAGGCCCAAGUUGAAGAGCUCAGUAAAGAGAUUCGGAGAAAAAACAAGCAGAGAGAGGAGCAGAGAAGAGAUGCUGAGUGUAGCAUCAUGAUGGCAGAUGAGGGAGAAAAAGUCAGAGUCGUUUAUAAUGAAGAUUUUCAGAGAAUCAAGACGGCCACUGGUAUUACCAAUAUACAGGAUUUAAAACAGCACUUUCUCUCGAUGGAGGAAACCCAGCAGCAUCUGGUGAAUCAGAAGGAGGAGAAUGAGAAGAUGCUGCAGCAACUGAACGGGGAGAAGGAGCUCCUGAUCCAACAGUUUGAGGAUGUGAAAGAAAAAGCACAAGCGAAACAGUCCAGAAACAACCAAGAGCUGGAGCUACAUAAGCAGCAGAUCCAGGAUGCACAGCGUAGGUGUGACGCUGCUAAAGAGCAACUGAAUAAGCUUGACAAAGCCAAAGUCACCAUCCGAGUUUGUUUGGAGAAUCUUGCUGAAAAACUUGAAAACAUCAAACUACCCGAGGACAGAGCAGUUGUGGGGUCUCCUCCUGACUCAAACAAAUAUUUACUGGAGCUGCUUACUGAGUACGAGCUCAAGAUGGACUUACUGUGGGAGAAGCUUCAGGGACAAGAUCUGGCUGCUACCAAGACAGAGAUGGAAGAGGUGGGCUUCUUACAGACCAGGGGACAACUGCAAGCUUCUAAGACCUUUGUAGAGCUGCCAGACGACCUCUCUGAGGAGGAAGAUGAGAGUAGAAAGGAUGACGAUGACGUCCUCUCACGGGAGGAGCUGAAGCGCCAGUCUGAGAAGCUGAUCAACAACUCCAGGUCCAAAAAGAAACGUGGGAAGAAAAAAGGAAGGCGGUAA